This is a messenger RNA of Brassica rapa (field mustard), 8093 nucleotides long. RefSeq names its product lysine histidine transporter-like 7. The record is from RefSeq and is a predicted model, not a curated record. Lineage: Eukaryota; Viridiplantae; Streptophyta; Magnoliopsida; Brassicales; Brassicaceae.
GUUCAUCAUAUCAUCGAACCGUUUGUCUCCACUUUUCUCCAUACAAUGUUUCGUCCUUUGGCUCAACGUGUCGAGUUCGGGUUGAUCCACACUAAUGUGGCUAAAUUUUCAUGGGUCCGACAUCAUGACCCAUACUCUUGGUGUAUAUGUGUCAACAUGUAAGGAGUGUACUUCUCCUGACACAACAUUCCAUUAUUAGUUUGUUGGGUUUACACAUUACAUACUUCGAAACUAUGGUAGAUUGCAACUCAACCGACAAGUAGUUCGUGUUUCUGAAACCAAAACAACACACAGUUCUUAUCUGCUUAUAUUGGGUCAAUGCCUAACUUUGACUCGGUCAAAGAAAUGAUAACGCCCUUUUAACAACCUUUCAUAUACUUAAACCAAAAUGUCACCAUCAUCAAUAUCAUCUACCAAACUUUCAUUGACCCCUCUUUACAGAACUAUGAAGAUUAGUUAACCCGUAAGCAGUCCUGCCCGUAAGUACUGCAAAGUUGGUUGCUUUGUGAUUAGAUACAAAGACAUCUUUGAGUCUUCUAUCUGUGCAUGAUUAUUCACUUUUUCUCUAAUCAAAGAAUAUAUUUUUAUUCUAUGUAUAUAUAACUAAACUUGGAACCCAGAGUAGUAUCAGGGGCGAAUCUAGGCAAUGUUUCCACUGGGUGCAUUAAUAAUAAUAGAACCUAAAAAGAUUAAGCUUAAGGAUCGAACCCAAUUUGUUAUGGGUGCACAACUUUAAUUUUCCAUCUAACCUAUCAGAUCCUUUACAUUUUCCAUUGCCAAAUGUAAAUUAUAUAUAAAUAUUAUGGGUGCACAGGCCCCAUAGUACAAAGCCUGACUUCGCCGCCCCUGAGUAGUAGUACAUUUUGAAAUUGUUCUCUAUUUUAACAUAAGAACAAGUUAAAGCUUAAACAUUACUGCUUCAAAAAAAAAAAACAGAGAAUCAGUUGAAACUAUGUGCAAUAUCUACUCAGGAUCGGCCAUAGGCAUUGCCAAGUGAAACAUUGGCAUAUAGUCCUCAAUUUAAAAAAAAUAAUAUAUAUAUAGAUAAAAAUCUCUAAACUUGUAAAAAUAAAUUUUUUAAAUUUUUUUAUUAAAUUGUCUACAGUCCCUAAAAUUCAGGGCCAGCCUUGUACCAACUUUAAUUCAUUCAAAAAUAUUAACCUUAAUCUCACCUCCAAAAUAUUAAAUUUUAAACAAAAAUCAAUAAACUAAAUUAAAAAUAUAAAAUAUUUUUAAAUAAUUAAUACUGUUUUUGGAUAUUCUACUCUUAUAUGUUAUUUUAAAAACAAAAUUGUGUUUUAGUGCUAUGUAUCUCUUUAAUUAAAACAGUAAUCACAGUUAAGAUCGUAAGGAUAUGAAAUAGUUAUGCGUUAAAUUAUUGAGAUUAUCCUUAAUAUUUAAGAAAAUUUAAAAGACUCCCUACAAAAUACUCCCAAUAAAUUAAUAACGGAGCUUCCGAAUCACGCACGUUGCCGAUAAUCUAACUAUAAAUAUAGUGAAAUCAAAUAAAGCAUAACUAUUUGAUUUAUCUGUGCGUGCAUAACGAUAAUCUAACUAUAAUCUCUCAGGAGGAGCUUGUUCAAUUCUAUGCAUAACGAUAAUCUAACUAUAAAUAUAGUGAAAUCAGUUAUUCCCUGUGAUGUAUCUCUCAGGAGGAGCUUGUUCAAUUCUAGUAAUAACCGGAGGGAAAACGAUAAAACAACUUCUACAUAUUAUGUCUGAAGAUGACACAGUGCCACUUACUACCUUGCAAUGCUUCUUGAUCUUCAGCAUCCUCGCAAUCGUCAUGUCUCAGUUUCCGAACAUGAACUCUCUUUUUGGACUCUCGUUGGUGGGUAGCGUUAUGGCCGUCGCAUAUUCCACUGCAGUAUGGACUUUACCUCUAGCUAGUGAAAGGAAUCAAAACAGUGUCUCUUAAGCUACAAAGGAUACAAGUUUCGAUAACAUUUUCAACGCCAUUGGAUUGAUAGCUGUUGCAUUUCGCGGGAAUAACCUCAUCCUCGAGAUACAGGUCUUAAGAUCAUAAUGAGUAAAAUCACAUUUAAAACUGAUUAAUACGUUUUGAACUUAAUUAUUUUCUCUUUUGGUUAGCAUUGACAUGGUCUUGUUCUGAUAUUUGUAGGGUACUCUUCCGUCGGAUUCAAAGAAUCCUUCGAGUAAGACGAUGUGGAGAGCCGUGAUGAUCUCUCAUGUCAUAAUCGCUGUUUGCAUGUUUCUAGUCACCAUUGUUGUAUAUUGGGCAUAUGGUGACAAGGUAUGUCAAAAUCUAUUGUAUAUAACUUAAGAAACAAGAUAUAUAUAAUUUUAUGGACCGUUAAAGUCUAAUUAUUACUUUAUCUGUUUCAUUUUAGUUAGACUCUAAAUUUUGUUUCAUUUUAAGAGUCAUUUUAUAUUUUCAAUGCAUAUCCUUUAUAUAGUAAAUCACAAGUCACUCCACCAAUUAAAAUGUGCCACAUGGAAUUUAUUUACAAAAAAUACAAAUAAUGCCCUUUAAAAAAAUCCUGGUCCCGAAUACUUUGUUAAAUCCCUAUUUUUUCUCGCAUAAUCACCAACACGUUCAAGAUAAAAUCACGAUCAGAAACUGUUUUAAUCUUAUUUAUUUUACUCUUCUGUUUUCUUAACAUAGAUUUUACUUUCUUCUCAUAGCUUCAGUUUCCUUCUGUCGAGUUCUUACUCUGCGCAGAAACAAAUUCCAUACAAAUUUACAGUUACUCUUAUUUUAAUUUUUAAAUGAUUAUUUUCAAUAUAGAUUCAGUUUCCUCUGACUCUCAAUUAAUAAUUUCUUAAAUGUUCAUUUCAGGGAAAAUGACACUUGGUUAUGCUUCUGUUUCGAAACUUACUUUCAAUAAAAGGAUGAGAAAUCAAGGUUUGCACAAAGCCACAAACUAAGCUUUGAAGAAAUCAUAUCCCAUGAGCCAUUGCUAACAAAUAAUUGACGUGAUAGCUACUUUACCGAGGGGAAAGAGUAUCAACAGCUAUGAUGAUUCAAAUUGGAUAUUUACAAAUUUGUUUGUCAUGGUUUGACUAUUUACAUAUCUAUGUUUUUUAUAGAAGAGUAUAUUAGACUAUCUUACAAAUUUUUGUAGGUCUAUUAACUAUUUUACAUACAUGUUUAGUUUCAUAGUUUUUAUUAUAUUAAUUUUAAGUAAAAAGGAACACUUAAUUAAAAAACAAAUACAAAUAAACCUGAAUGGAUCAAAUAUGAUAUUACUAGGUGGUAUCCAACUCCAGGAAAAAUGUGUCUAAAUAAGUUCCAUUUUGAUAAAAACAUAAAAUAAAUCUGUUGCAACUUUUUUUUAAAAGAUAGUUUAAAUACAAGAAAAGUUUUCUCGUGCUUAGCACGGGGUGAUAAUACUAGUAUUUGUUAAAUUUCCAGUUUUAUCUCUAUCCUUAACUUCACUAGUUAUCAAAUACAUAUAAAUUUAUACAUUAAUUAGAAGUAAAAAAAUAUUUAAUUGUUUUUUAAUAUGUGUGAAAAAAUUAGAAUGACAAUAAAUUUGAAACGGAUGAGUAUAUUUUUUUUUGUGUAACCUUUACAGACUUCACUUCAUGAUCAGACUUUAACCGUCCAUAAUAGUCAGUACGCAAGAUGCAUAUCUUUUUCCUUAAGUUAUCCCAAUAAAAUCUAACACUAAUAUAGUAUAUUGUUGUUUUUGCCAUGGCGUUAAAUCUUGUGUUUGAAACAAUUGAUGCGUUAAUGUUAAUUCGUAUAUAUGUGGUAGAUUCCGGCUGGGGAGGUCCAAUAGGAAACUACCUGAAACUUUUUGAGCAAGACUACUCAAAACGAUCCGCUUGCUUCAUACACCUCACGUUCAUCUUCAACUGCUUAUGCUCAUAUCCCAUAAACUCAAUGCCAGCAUGUGAUAACGCAGAGAUGGUGUACAUAACCAAGACACAAAAGCCUUGCUCCUUCUUUGUUCGGAUGAUGUUGCGCGUGUUAUUGGGUUUGGUUUGUUUCUUUGUAGCCGUUGGAUUCUCGUUCUUGCCUUAUCUAGCGGUUCUUAUCGGAGCAGUAGGCUUGCUUGUUACGUCUACGUACCUGUGUUUCAUGUGGAUAUCUAUCAAACAGCCCCAAUGGAAAAGCUUAAUGUGGUUGCUUAAUGUUUUGGUGGGAAAUUUAGGCGCGUCUCCCAGCGUUUUGCUUGUGGUUGCGUCGGCUUUGCGUUUGGCUGAUAAGGGUUUACAUGCAAACUUCUUUAAACCCUAGAGCAUAUUCUUGCAACUGCUAGCAUGUAAAUAUGAAAUUCUGGUACAAGUAGUUAAUCUUGGAAGCACCUUUACUUAAUCACGAGAGGCUUGGAGCUGAAAACAGCAGCGUAUUAAACUUGGAUUAAUAAGUCUCGAUCAAUGGCAUUCAGAUAAUACGGAACCGCUUAACAUUUUAUAAGGAGUUGGAGAGUUGGAUUAAACCAACUCAUGAUUUAAACACACGAAAAAUCACUUAUGGAUAAAAAAUAAUGGAAAUCUAAAAUAUUCAUACUUUGUACUUAUCAUAAUAAGUAUUUCUCACAAGAAAGAGGAAAUCUAAAGAAAGAAUUUUAAACAAUGUUAAAUUGAUUCAAACAAUAUGAUUUUAAAUGGAUGUUGCAUUGUUUCUGAGUUUCUGAUCUACUCAUAGUGGUUAUCUCUAUCUAUCUUGUAGCAAGCCAUUUUGACAGACCUCCUAAAUUAUUAUUUCUAUAAAAUCUAGUAGUGUAAAGAAAGUAAUGACUACCGUAUUUAUGUUGGUCCAGGCCUUUACAUGCAUAUCUCACAGAAAUAACAAAAAGAACUGAUUCGGCUGCUCAUUUCUGUCAAAGAUCAGAGAAGACUUAGAGAAAUCAUGUUUCUUGCCAAGUCGAUCCACACUAAGAGUGAUGCUGCAUCUGAUACUCCGGAAGUUAAAAUUCAUAUAUUUAUUCGAUCGAACUAUGACAUGUAAAGCCUCCGUUCAAAAAAAUAAUAAUAACUAUGACAUGUAUUUGGUAGUGUUGUUUAAUUUACCUCAAAAAUUAUACAAUUUAUCUCACAUCUUAAAAUGUAAAAUUAUAUCAUAUACAAAGCUCAUGUAUUAUAAUAACUAGGUAAGGAACCCGUGCGAUAUCGCACGGAAACUCAUUUUAUAAAAAUAAAUAUGCUAUAUUUUAUAAUAUAGAUUUUUAUAAAAAAAUAUUCUUACAAUUUAUUUUGAGGAAAUACAUGUCUUAGCAUGAAACUAUCUUCUCUUUUAUUAAUAAUACUAAAAAUCUACAUUUUGUUUAUAGGUUUGGUUGUAAUAAAUUCAUAAAUAUUUUGAAUAAACUUUAUUUUGAAAACGAAAAGACACAUAUUUUUAAUUCCUUAAAAAUAUAAUAAAAAUAAUAUUCACAUGAUAAAAUUAACAUCAUAAAAAUUAUGCAGUUUAUAAGAAUAAAAGACACACCCUUGGACAUUUUUAGUAAAUUUAUCAUUAUUGCUUAUUAUUAUGCACUUUUGAUUUUAGAAUAUGUUAACAUAAUAAAAUUUAUUUGAUAAAAUAUGUCUUUAUCAGUGAGUUUAAAACAUAUUACAGUUUAGUUAAGAAAAAAAUAAAGGCACACUCAUAUAAAAAUAUUAAUUUUCUCUAAAAUAUAAUUUAAACUGAAAAUAUAUUAACUUUUUUCAAAAGGAUUCACUUUUAAAACAUUUUAGUAUUCUUAAAGAAUGCAUCUACUCAACAGAAAAAAAUAAUAAACAAAUGAAUACUUUCAUGAAAACUAAAAUAAAAAUUAAUUAAACUGAGAAAACUGAGAAAACUAAGAAUUAUAUAAAUAAAUACUCUUGCACUAUUCAAUUGUUACGUAAAACAUACAACAACUUAAAAAUAUAACCAAUUGGUAAAGGCACACACACUGACGUUUCCAUGCAUGUUUAAAGUUAUUAUAAUGAACUCAUUUUAUUAAAAAUGUAUGCCCUUUUUCAUUUAUAAUAUUGCUUUAAAUUUCUGAAAGAAAUUUUGUAAAACACUAACACAAACUAUGGAACAUAAAAUUAAUUAAAUUGAUAAAUUAUGGAUUUACCUUUUUGAAACCAUUAACAGCUUUUAUUAGAUUUUCAAAUAGUAUUUUUGAAGUAAAGGUGGUAUUUAGAUAUAAACACUCUAAAAAAUUAUUGGUUCCUCAAACAAAAUUUCUCACCUUAGGCUAAGAUAUUAGAAUAACAGAAAAAAAAAUUUCAUGUGUUUAUAUGUUUCUUCAAAGAUUUUCGAUGAUUUUUGAACAAUAAAUCUUUUUUCUAAUCUAUUUAUGAUUGUUGUGUUUUUUUUGUUGUGAUUUGUCAAUGUCCACAACUCUUUAUAUAAAGGACUAAGAGUUGCAAUGGUUGUUAACACGGUAAGUUGCAAUGAUUUAUCACCAAAGACUAAAGUCAGCUACGAUUGCAAUAGUUUAUCACUCAAGAUUGUAAUGGUUGAUCACUAAAAAUUACAUUCACCCAAAGUUGCAAUGUUUCAUUUAAUUAGUUAUAAUUGUUUCACCAAAAAUUGCAUUGAUUCACUUGAACUGUUACAAAUUUUUAUUUAAUCGCCAAUAAUUCUUCUAUUUAUGUUUAAUAGAGGUUAUGGAACUCAUGUAUAAAGGAAAGUAUUUAACCAAUACAAUUAUUAGGAUGAAAAGACACAUAUUUAAACAUUUUGACAAUUUGUAUUAAACUCAUACAAUUCUUAAGAUGAAGAAACACAUUGUUAAAAUGAAAAUACACAUUUUUAGAUGUGCAAUUCUUAAGAUGAUAAGAUUUGUGCAUAUAUAAGAACAAAACUAUAAACAUUUUCCCAACCACUUGAAUAUCAAAACAAUUUUAUAAAUAACUUCGAAAGAACCUAUAUAAUUUAUAGAACGAUAAAACAUAUUUUUAGACAUUUUAAACUUUCUAAAACCAAUGCUUUCUUACAGUGACAAGACAUAUCAUUACAUAGUUUUACAGUUUACUAAUUAAAUAAAAUAUUUAUAAAGAAAACUUAAAAAAUAUUACAACCCACAAUGUAAAAUUUUUCUUUUUUUACCAUACGUGAUACACUUGGAAACAUUUAUAUAUUUCAACUAAGAAUAAAUCAAUAUGUUCUAUUUUUUGGAAAAUCUUAUCGUAUAUAGGUUUAUGGAAUUUCAAUUAAGUAUAUUUUGGCUGUUAAUCAAUAUAUUAUGUCUCAAACUUCUCCCAAAAGAAUGAAUUACCAAAACAAUAGGAUAUCAUCAUUUCGUUGAAAUAAUGUGUGUAGUUGUAGAUGACCCUAACCAGUCUCUGCAGUAUUAAAUAUAUAUCUUGACAAUUACAACAAAUAAAAAACAAAUCAACUUAUAAGUUAUAACACUUACAAAGUCGAACAUGUGAUCAUAGACAGACUCAUAAUUUGCUUCUUGCGUAUACACGUAGGUAUAUGCGUUCAUCCCACUAAACAUUAUUCAAAUUAGAAUAACAAUACGAUUUUGAACCUUGUUUUUACGUUAUGUGAUUAUGUCUAAUGGUAACGUUACCAUUAUCUAUAUAUAUAUAUAUAAAAUAGUAAACCCGCAUUGAUGUUAGCAAUUUUUUAUAGGAAAAUAAAAACAAGAUAACGUUUAAGAUGAGCUCCCGUGCAUAGGAUUUGUGCUCAGGUUUGUACUGUUUACAAUUUGAGAAUAAUAAAAGGAAAGUAUAAUUCAGAGAUAUACAUCCACGGCUCCAUCGGACUCUCCUUCUCCCUUAUUGGUCUUCUUCUCGGCUACCUUUCCAAAAUACUGAUCAUCAAAUUUAUCGAGGCUAACAUCAGAGACUUUCAGUUUCUGGCAAUCAUUGAUCUUGAAGGGACAAUUUCAAAAAUAGGAACAUAUCAGGUGACACAAGUAAUUGAUGCUUAAGAUGGAUAAUAGAACGUGGCAGAAUUAGAAAAACUCACCGGUCACAAAAAAGAAAAACAGCGGGUAGUUGGUUAAAAAAAAAAAAGGAUGAUCGGCUCUGUCCCAGGGGUGAUGCUGGAUCUGUAAUAUAAUCACAUUCACAAGAAAAAGCCUACUCGGACUACAGCUAUAAAUAUUCAAUAGAUAUCUAGAUUCUUUUGCCAUAUGGAACCAGCCUAAUCAGACAAAUAACAUGUAACCGAAGUUGAGAACAUGCAAGAGAUU